AUGGAGGGAAACAGCGCUGAAGAUAUUGAGUCUCUCAUGGAGGACAUGGACUACAUCCCCGGCCACUUCCACCUGGAGCUCAACCUGAACUGUGAUCCUGUGGGGCCUGUGAAGCUGAGACUCAGGGACACUUACCUGAAACAGGAGAGUUUAAGAGGAGAGCUGGAAGCCGAGGCUGGAUGUCUCCAGUACGCUGUUAGAAAUCUGCUGGGUCUGCUGGCCUUUCACCUGGAGCAGCUGGACACAGCAGAGGAAAUAUUCAGGUGAGGAGACGCUGUCAUUUCAACGCCGGUUUAUUCCAAGAGGAUACAACUGGAGUCUGUUUUUAUUCCUGUUUUAUGAUCUUAGUUAGGAAAGUAUCCUCAUGAUAAUGUUUCACUCUACUAUAGGAGCACCACCCAGUGUGACAUGUGUCAUUAUUCACGUUCGUAGAGAGCUUUGACUAAUUAUCAGCAGGAAGGGGAACGCCAACAUGAAAAAAGACCUUUAAUCAUUUACAGUGAGAGCAAACAAAGUAAAAAACUAUUCAGAUUCUGUCAAAAGUUUAGAGUAAUUAUGGAUUUACUAUGUAGCGUGACAAACAUAUGGUUUAAACAAUAAGCUUUGUAAUAAACGGCCUGUCUGGGCUCAUUAAUAUAAUUUAACACAAAAAGAUAAUACAAAUGAUCUGACAAGUCAACAACACCUAUGAGAUUAAAACAGUGUGUAAUUUUUUGAGUGUAGUCUUCAGAUAAUUAUUGUAAUUGUUACAACUCAGACACGAAGUAGGUUCAGCCAAUAGCUACACUACAUUAUUAUUCUUUUUUCUUUUAUUUUUUUAAUGUAUUUUUCCUCCUGUUCCACAUUUUGUAAAAACCUGUUAGAAAUGCAUGGCUAAAUCUUAGUUUUAUCCAACUAAAGAUUUAAGUUGUAGGAUGUUUUUGUUUAAUUAAAUUUUGUCCUUUGUUGCUGUGAUGAUUAAAAUUCGAUCUGACAUGAGUGACUUAAAUUUAUUUAAUGCUACAAUAAAUACAAGAUACGAUACAAAACAAUCCAGAAACAGUUCAAUGCAACACAGGCAUGGUAAAAUACAGUACAAUAUGAUUCUCAGUUAGUUAUAAUAACAUAUUCUGUUAUGUUUGCAUCCGUAAAUAUGUCAAAGUAAUUAAAGCUCCUGUGAGGAACUUUGGGUCUUUAUUAAUUUUGGCGCCCCCUGAGGACAAAGCUGUCUUUGCUUAUCUUGUUCUCUUCAUGCUCAGUGUAUUCAGACAAAAAAAUCUCAUUAUUCUGGCUUCUGGCUGUAAAAUUCAUCAUUAAUUGUGAGUAUUUUAUGUGAAAAAUGUAAAAACAAAGCUGUUUUGUAGUUGUAAGGCUCACACCUGCCCCCAGGCAAAAAAAAAAAAUUACAAUCAAUCUAGUCACCGAUGGUCAUGUUUGUUUUUGUACAUCAUGGAAAGGCAUCAGUGUGAGUUUCAGUCUAUUUCAUUAAUGUCAAAAAACUUCCUACAGGAGCUUUAACAGAAUUGGUUUGGAUGCUUGGAUGUCUAAUCCUCCUGUCUCUGCGUAUGUUGACCUUUCAGGAGCAUUUGUAAGGAAGACCCCGGUAACCUCAACGCCUGGGCCAACCUGGGCUACGUCUAUGACAAGCUGAAGAGAGAGGUCGAUGCGGGGGAGUGCGUGGAGAAAGUGUCCCAGCUCAUGGGGUUAGAUGCUGGUGAGGCCUCUCAGGAGGAGACCCGGGUCCUGGCGGCUCGCUGUUUGGCUGAGCAGGCUUACGUGUAUCCUUAUGAUGUGGAGCUGGACAAUGAGGAGGACCUGCGGGAGAGACUGACAGCUGCACUGAUGCUCUAUAACCGAGCUCUGGACUACGGGGGGAACCUGGUGAGAUGGAAAAUGUGUAAACUCAGAUGUAUUGUUUUGUUUUCUUGGGUUAUAACUCAACAAUGCUGCUGUACAUUUUGCUGUUUUUCAGAUACCGAUAGAGGAAAAACGGAGCUGGUAUUUUAAAAUGGCAACUAUUUACAUAAGGUACUACAUUUUGAUCAAAAGAUAACCUCUGCACCACUUAAUAUGUAGGUAUGAGUUUGUACAAAUGUGUUCCCUUCCUGCAGACUUGACGACAUCGUAAAGACCAAAGAGGACUCUGAAUAUUCAAGACUCUCUCACUUCAAUAAAGGACUGAAACUCCUAAAAGAAACACUGCAGUCAGAGAAAACACAAAACAAAGGUAAACACAGUCUGUUUUAUCUCCUCUGUGAGAGGCUUUUUGUCGAUGUUUGAUUUAUGUAUCACAAUCUUCGAGAGCCAACUGUACAAAUAUUUUAAUGUAAAGUUAAGCCUGAUAUUUGACUUGGGAUUUUACAACUGAGUGGCUGUUGAUCUUCAGUCAGAAUCAAAAACCUCCAUGAGAAAACUCUUGGAUAUAAUCUGUUGUAAAACCAGAUUCUUGCGUCUCCUCUCAGCUCUAGCCUGGUGUUACGUCGGCCUCAUGCUGGAGAGGAAGGAGGAGUUCAGCACCGUGCCCAUGUCCAUACAUGACUGUGGUUACUCUGCCUCUGAUCCUCUGUCCUGCUACGGAACUGUGAGUUCACCCACACAUUUACAUCCUUCACCAAAUAUCGAGUCAGCUCAUACAACAGAGUCUACUGACACAGACCUUAUGUUGUGUUAUGAAACAAGAAUAAUUGGACAGAAUGUACGUCGAGUCAAAAUCUAGAGUUUUUAAAGUCAAGCUGGCUCCAAUCAGACAUGACUACAUAUUCAUGGUGACUUGCUGCUCAUUUAAUCUUCUCAGUGAAAAGUUUUUUUGCAGAGACUGUGAUUUAAACUUGCUUUAAGACGGUUAAACCUUUAAUUGAUGAGUGCAUCUUCUCCAUGAAAGCUGUAGAGUCUCAGCUCAGGGGGUGUAAGGUGUGGCUCAAGUAAAACAGCACUUUAUUUAGCAUAAAAAGUGACAUUUUUAAAAAUGUUUUCACCAUAACAGACGGUUUAAUUCUGUGUUCUAAAGGCGAUUAACCAAGCCAGUGAUGAUGCAUGCACCCUAAAUCUUCUGGCAAAGGUCUUCUUCCUGCUGGGUAAGCAUGAGAUGGCCACAGGGAUCUGCAACAUGGCCCUAAAUGUGCUUCCAGACCCAGAACUCAACUGGCAGGCCUACUGCACACGAGCAAAGGUACAAAGCAGAAGUAGAUCAAGUCCAUGUUCAAAAGAAACUAAUGAAACUCUAUUAUCAUUCAAACUCAAAGGUACAUCUUUUAGCAUUGCUGGUCUUGUCUUGUACAUACUGAUAUUGUCUCAAAAUGAUUUUUAAACAAACAUUGAGAAUAUUUAAGUGUUAGGAAUAGACUGUAAAGAAAAGCUGAUUCUAGAAGUCAGUCCUGUUGUGGAGGGUCUUGAUUGCUUUUGCAGGUAAUCAAGAGGCAUCAGUUUUAAUUUCAGCCUGAUUCACAACCAGUUGAAAACUCCUGACAUGAGCUUUAAGUGUUUACACCAAUUAAAACUGGUGUCAGAAUUCUCCAACUUGUGCACCAGUUCUUUGAUAUAUUUGUGAAUGAUACAUCAGAUGUUUAAGUCAAAGAUUUUUACAAGUAGAAGACACAUUUUAACUCAACAACAAAACUGACUGAUUGUUAUUUAAACUUUUCUAAAUGACACAUUUGACAUAAAUGAAUUCCUGUUUUUCUUCAGAUCAGUAUGAUGCUCUACAUCAGGGACCUGGAGAUUGCAAAACAGGGUGAUGGUGGAAUCCCAGACCGUCAGAAGCUCACAGAGGCCAGAAAAGACUUGGACAAGGUCCUGUCUGUACGCCCGUGUCUGCGGACUCACCUUGAGAUGGCACAGGUAAAUACAACAGAUUAGAACAGAGAGGCAUUUUCAACAGCCACAGGGUUUUAAUGUUCCUCCCUUCCUCUCUUUAGGUUUACUACUACAUGGGUGUGGAUGCCCUCCAGGAGAGUCUCCUUGUGGAUGAAGGCGCGGUGAACUGUGCCCUCGUGAGUCUGUCUCAUGCUCUGCAGUUUGAGCUGAGCGACAGCCUGCCCGACCUUCACAUACUUCGAGGACGCUGCCUCCUGCUGAAGGGCGAGGAGCAGAACGCCGCAGACUGCUUCAAACAAGCCAUGGAACUGGAGAGACCCGGGACCACGGACACCACGGCUCUUCGCUGCCUCCUGCAGGCCCUCCUCACUCUGUUCAUGCAGGGAGGCCCCGACCCCACCCAGGCCACCACACAGCUGGAGCAGUGGGUGAAACUGGCGGAGGAGAGGUACCCUCCAGAUGUUGUGAAGGCUGAGCUGAAGUGUCUGUACAGGACUCACACAGCAGAGGUGACAGAGUUAUCAAGGACUCUGAUCCGGACUGGUAGACUGAACUUGGUGAGGAGGCUGCUGGACACUGUGGUGCCCAAACAGCUGGUUAAUAAGAGGAAACCACUAUUAAAGUCUGCCUCAUUUACAUGA
Messenger RNA from Xyrichtys novacula (pearly razorfish), 4433 nucleotides. The record is from the annotation of a GenBank genome assembly. NCBI's taxonomy places the organism in Eukaryota, Metazoa, Chordata, Actinopteri, Labriformes, Labridae.